Osmerus eperlanus (European smelt) is the source of this 2224-nucleotide messenger RNA. RefSeq names its product CD48 antigen-like. The transcript is spliced from 9 exons. The record is from RefSeq and is a predicted model, not a curated record. The coding region runs from base 74 to 1024 and encodes 316 amino acids. NCBI's taxonomy places the organism in Eukaryota, Metazoa, Chordata, Actinopteri, Osmeriformes, Osmeridae.
CUAAGAUCCAUCGUCCUUCGCUGUAGUCAGCGGUUGGGUGUGGAAGAAGGGACGAAUCUAGUUCACUACUUCGAUGAUGGGCAAAUCAAAGAGAGGCAUUUGGCCUAUUCUCCUUUUCAUGGGAAUGGCGGUGGGUCUGAACGCAGUUUCAGGUCAGACAAAAUACUUUCAGCUAAAGGGAAAGCUUGAGUUGACACCAGGCUCACCUCCUGAGUCUCGCUCCUCCAUCACUUGGAAACUCCAAUCGAAUAAGGUGAUAGAAUAUGAGCCUCUCUUCAGUGAAACUAGUGAUGUCUAUGGACGUUUUAAAAAUAGAGCAACACUGGAUACAGCAACUGGACGGUUGGAAAUUACUGACUUAACCAAAGAAGACAGUGGGGUUUACACUGUGGAAGUCAAAGCCAAAGUGACUGGAACAUACACCGUUGAUGUUAUCCGUUCCAUCAGUGCCAUCCCAAAAAUACCCAACAAUCCAAAGUGCGACAUCCACCCUGUUGAUUGCAUUCUCACCUGUGAGGUACCAGACACCACUGAUGCUGAGCCAGUCACCUAUAGCUGGAAAGAGGGAACAGGACCAUGGCAGCGUUCAAACAAAUACCUGAAAAUCAAUGUGACAGGUGUUGGUAAAAAAUUCUUCUGCAAGAUAGAGAAUCCAAUCAGUGAAAAGGACAGUGUUCCUUAUCCAAUUCCCCAAGACAAUACUCUGACAUGGACAGUUGUUGGCAUAAUAUCCCUUGUGGUCAUCAUUGGUUUCCCCGCUAUUUUAUCUCAAUUUAUACCACGACUUAAGACGGAGAGAGAGAAACUUUUCAAGAAUUGUACAAAAACUGACCCAGAAAAUGCAGCUCCUAGCUCAGAAGACCGCCCUGCCACUGGAGAACCCUUAAUAGACAUUAAAAAAACUGAAGGAGACCCAGCAAAUGCAGUUUCUAGUUCAGUAACCCCAUCUCCCCAUCCCCCUGCCAAUGCAGUACCCCUAGUCACAGCUGAAGAAGGAAUGGAAAGAAAUGGAAACAGCAACUAAUGUAAUAAAAAAUUGAAAACCGGAAGAAUAGAAGCCAUGGGAAGAAUUGGGUUGUGUAAGAAUUGGUUUUGCAUGGACUGAGAGCUUGAGCCUAUUCUUAACAUUGCCAAGAAGAAACUUGAACCACUCUCAUGCUCUCACCUUCAUGCCCAUCGCUCUUAUAGAGGCUUUAAUCUAACUCUAUACUAAUCCUAAUCAAAGUCACAAAAAGGUCAGACAAAAUGUCAAAUUGAAGUUUUUUAAAACAAUGGUUGCCUGUAAUUUGGGUUGCAACUAUAUAUUGCUUUGAUAGUUGGUCUCUAAUACAAGGGUUUAUUCAUUUGAAGCUGAGAUUCAUGCUUAGUGACCGACUCAGCUUCAAGUGUCCUGAGAUGCACUGAAGAAUAAGGAUGAAUGUAGUCAAUCUGCCAUGCAAGGACAGGCCAUUUGCUUGACACUGGUGGUGUCGAGCAAACGGCAAACUAGUUUUUUUCUAUUCAUUUAUACAUGCUUACAGAGGGAACCAACAACCAGCCCUUAUUUUUCCACAAUGUCUUUUUCACUCAAGUUAUAUGUACUUAAAGGAAGUUCAUUUUUGACUUGUUUUGAGAUAGUGCCUUUGGUAAUAUUAAAAAGUAACUAUAUUUCUUUUUUUUGUUUAACCCUUUGUGCAAUACUCAUAAAGUAAACAUAUAAUUCCUGGUCUUGAGUUGAAAUCUUUGCAAAGGUAUGAUAGGUAUUUUGUAAUUUAUUGGUGAAUCAUGACUUCCAGCGUUUGAGGAAGACCCAAAAUACGAAUUUAGUCAUUUAGCAGACGCUCUUAUCCAGAGCAAAUACUCAUACUUAAAAAGAAUGCUUCACCCACAGAACUGUAUAUAUGCUGUAUAUACUGUGCUGUAUGUGUGUGGGUGUACAAGCUUUAAGGAUGAAGAUGAAAUUGGGGUGUACAGUAGUAUGAGUGUUGUGUGAGUAUUUAACACUGGGAAAGAACAGAAAGAGUUUUGGUGUAGUUUCUCUUUAGCAUUGUAGUGGUGUUUAUCAAUAUUUAUAUUGUGUUACAUGAUUUUGGAUAAAUGACAUUAUAGUGAUGAAUAUUAAUGCUAGUACUACUGCAAACAUACAAAACAUUUUCAAUAAAAAGAAUCCUUCAAAGUAUACCAAAAUUGUUAUGUACAUCCACACGUGUUUAAUGUAUGUUUUUAAAUAAAAAUGGUUACAAAU